Molecule: messenger RNA, 2292 nt
Organism: Effrenium voratum
Lineage: Eukaryota; Dinophyceae; Suessiales; Symbiodiniaceae
Source: the annotation of a GenBank genome assembly
AUGCUGAUGGUGCGAAAGGACGCGAACACGGUCGGAGGUGACUGGGCGAUCCCGGGUGGCUUCGUUCACAUGGAAGAGGCAAUCGAGGACACCGCCAAGCGUGUUCUUCGCGAAAAGGUCGGCGUGAUUGAGGUCUAUCUCGAGCAGCUAUUCACCUAUGGAGCUCCGGACAGGGACCCGCGCGAACGCGUCAUAAGUGUCACGCAUUUUGCCCUUGUUCCAUUUGAAAACCUGAGCCGGCUGGUCAAGGCCAACAAGGAACUGACCCUUGCGCAAGUACACACCGACUGGAAGGACGACACGGGGGCCAGUGCCCGUGCCUUGACCGGAACGCUUGGCGAACUGUCCCUCGCAUUUGACCACGCAUACAUUCUCGGUGACGUGGUCAAACGGCUGCGAGGCAAACUGGACUACACGAGCGUGGCUCUUGAACUGCUUCCCCCGGUUUUCACCUUGCGGCAGGCGCAGGAGAUCUACGAAGCCAUCCUCGACCGGCCGCUUACCAAGCCGGCAUUCAGCAAGGGACUGUCCUUCUGGUUCCUGCCGGCGAGAACCUCACUCAGUGAAAUACCGAUGGAUGACCGCACUCUGCCCUUCCUGCUGAAAGGGCAAUCCAGGGAUUAUCAGGACCUGACUGUACAAGGCAGCAUCAUCUGGCGUGUCGCGAACGCGGAAGUUCUCGGAGACCGCAUCGAUUUCACCAUAGACCUGAAGAAGGGCCUGCUGAUGGGGCAACCCAUCGAUCAGAUCAAUGACCAGAUCGGCUCGCUUGGCAGACGCUACAUUUCCGCCUACGUCAAAUCCAACACGGUGCGGGACCUUCUGGAGGCAGGUGUGGAACCAUUGCAACUUGCCUUGAGAAACGGGUUUGCAGAAGACGGCACCAUGGCGGCAAUGGGCGUCGAGAUCGUCGGCGUCGGAGUGGAUGACGUGUCUCCCAGCUCCGCCCUUGCCCGCGCCCUGCAGACGCCCACAUUCGAAGACCUCCAGCAAAGAGCGGAUGAGGCGACUUUUGCCAGACGUGCACUUGCCGUGGAGAAAGAACGGGCGAUUGCAGAAAACGAGCUGAGCACAAAAAUUGAACUGGAGACCCAGCGCAAGCAGUUGAUCGCGCGUGAAGAUGAAAAUGCCAGGUUCCAGGCCGAAGCCCAGGCCGCUGCAUUGAAAAUCGAUGCAAAUGCCGAAGCCGGCCGGAUCCGGACCAUCGAUCAGGCGCGCACCGACAUGGAAAAGGAACGGAUGGCGGUCUAUGCCGAUCUUCCUCCCAUGGUGAUGUUUGCAAUGGCAGCUCAAGAGUUUGCCGGCAAACUGCAGAACAUCGACAAUCUGACGGUGACCCCCGACAUGCUGUCGAAUGUGAUCGGCCAGGUCAUGAGCAGUCUGGCACCCCGCGUUGUCCUCGUGACCCGGCAAUCGGAGUAUCAGGCGCUGCUGGCUGCUCAUGGAACGCGGGGACAGGCCGCCUUUUUUCUGCGGAGCCGGGAUCAGGACAUCGAUGAGGUGGAAGCGGUACAUACUGCGCUGCAGUCGGCGAUUCAGCAGACAAAGGCAGCCGUGCCGAAUGACUGGUCGGUUGCCAGUGUCGAGCGUGACGAUCUGGAUCGGUUCCUGUUCACGGAAAAUGACAUCGUCAUGGCCAUCGGACAGGAUGGGCUGGUUGCCAAUCUGGCAAAAUACUGUUCCGGCCAACCUGUGAUAGGCGUCAUGCCGGGGCAGUCCGGUUCGGAGGGAAUUCUGACAAGAGUUCUCCCGGGCGAGGUUGCCCCACUGCUCAGGUUGAUAGAAAACAAUGACGCUCCAAUCGAGCGCAGAACGAUGGUGUCCGCCAGAGCCGGCGGGGGUGAAACACUGUGUGCGCUCAACGAGCUCUUUAUCGGCCACUGCAGCCAUCAGUCAGCCCGCUAUUUCAUUCGCACGGCUGGGCAGGAAGAAUACCAGUCGUCUUCCGGCGUAAUCGUUUCCACCGGGACAGGUGCAACAGGAUGGGCGAAAUCCAUCAUGACAUCGACGCACCAGAUGUUUGAGAUACUGCCAACAGAUCCAACAGCGCUCUAUUUUGCCCGCGAGCCGUGGCCGAGCCAUCUCAGCGGCUGUGAAAUGCGGGCCGGAGCCAUUCGCGAAGGUUCCGUUUUGCAAAUGACCUCACGUAUCAACGAUGGCGGUGUCAUCUUUGCCGACGGUAUCGAACAGGAUUUCAUGCGUUUCGACUGGGGCCGCCGGGUGACCAUUUCGAUCGCUGACAAGACACUGAACCUGGUCUCCGGUCUUCACGAGAACCUUCCAGCGCAUUAG